AUGUCGGUUCGAGUCGUUGCCCGGAUACGGCCGUUGCUCAAACACGAGCUCAACAAAGAUACCAUCGUCACGGCCGAGUCUCUUGAAGGAGAAGAUGUAGCUAACCCAACUGUCGUCCGGAUACCCAACCCAAGGAACGACGCGGAGUCGUUUUCGUUUCAGUUCAACUCGGUUUACGAGCAGCACGCGACCCAGCAGCAGAUCUUCGAUAGUGAGGUGUCUUCGACUGUCAAGCAUCUCUUUAAUGGCUUCGAUACAACAAUAUUCGCAUAUGGUGUAACGGGCACAGGAAAAACUUGGAGCAUGAGGGGUGGAAAGUCUUUAGCAGACAGAGGAAUCAUUCCUCGACUUUUGAGUGCUAUUUACAGGCGAUGUCGGAAAAUCGAGAAAGAAACUGCUGGUGCGACCCAGGUUGAAGUCGCGUUAUCGUAUUACGAGAUAUACUGUGAUAGGGUUUACGAUUUGUUCGAACCACCAGAAAAGCGAACUCUAUCCGGGCUACCUAUACGAGACAAUAAUGGGAAGACUGUUGUGGUAGGGUUGACGGAGAAACCCUGCACAACAUUAAAGGAGUUCGAACAAUUGUACGACCAGGCAAACAUUAACAGGUCUACUUCUGCGACAAAGCUUAACGCCCACUCUUCUCGAUCCCACGCUAUCCUUUGCGUCAAGAUCACGCAGACUACAGAGACUACAGUUCGUGUGAGCAAAGCAUCUGCCAUCGAUCUGGCAGGAUCCGAGGACAAUCGUAGAACCGAGAAUAACAAGGAGCGGCUAGUGGAGUCAGCAAGUAUAAACAAGAGCCUCUUCGUGCUGGCCCAAUGCGUCGAAGCCAUCAGCAAAAAACAAACUCGAAUUCCCUAUAGAGAGUCUAAAAUGACACGAAUUCUGUCCCUUGGACAGAACGACGGGCUAACGUUGAUGAUACUCAACCUAGCCCCAGUUCGAUCAUAUCACCUAGACACUCUGAGUUCGCUUAACUUUGCAAAUCGGACGAAAAAGAUCGAAAUCUGCGAGGUCGAAAACGAACCUGUGCUUAGGAAUGUAGCCAAACCGCUCGCAGCUACCACAAGUAUUUCGGGGGCAAACAUAACGAGGCAGCCACUUCGCCCUCUGACUACUGCCCAUAAUGCAAAUCUACAGGACCGAGAUACGCAGAAAAAGCCAGGAGGAAAACCAGUCAAAGCGUUCUCGGUAUACUCCGACGCUCGUACAUCUGCUUCUCGCACUUCAUCUAAUAUUCCUUUGCAGAAUCAGGGAAUCCGAAGAGCUGACACCCACAAACGAUCUGCGGAUCACAACAGCACCUUCGGCGCGCGCCCUUCAAAGAUGAGGCCUAGCGAGCACAUUUCCCGAUCUCGCUCUGCUGUCCCCUCAGAGCCUGCCAUGUCGAAAGAGUUCAUCGAAGCUCUCAUCGCCCAACGUAUAGACGAAAAGCUUGCCGAGAAAGCUCUUCAGGGUACAUCCACUCCAGCCCCAGCACUGUCUGCGGAGCUUCAGAAACGACUUGAUGAUCUUGAACAUCGAAUCGAGACAAAGGAGGAAGACGAGAAAGCCCAAGGAUUGCAAUUCCUGCUUAUGGCAAAGCAGCAUCAAGUCCGUGGGGAGGAGGCCAGUGCCCUGAGGAUGUACCAAUUGGCUCUUCCGUUCUUCCCCGGAAAUGAGAAACUCAAGUCAAAAAUGAAGACACUCGAGGAUCGGGUUAAGGGGAGAAGAGAUAUCGAGGUUCCAACGUCGAGUGCAGCAUCCUCAUUAGAUCAUCCACUACCGCCAUUGAAUCGCAUAGCCCCAAUAAAGCAAGAAAAGAAGAAGAAGCACAAGAUUGUCUUCAGGGAUGAUUCAGAAGAUGAUGGAGAUUUCGCACCUGCGGCAGGGUCCGACCAUGAAGACUCUUAUGUGUCUGAUUCUAGCUUUAAGUUUCGGCCGAAAACUGUUCGCAACCCAAAGAAAUUAGCCAAAAAGCUUCCAAUUUUCAGAGACUCAGCUGCCACACCCGGGGAACAGACACCUCGAACAAAGCAUAUCCUAAGGAUUAUAAAUUCGAGAGACGUCAACAUGAUUAAAGCUUUAAAAGGAGUGGGCGCCAAGAAGGCCGACGCGAUAGUGGGAAGCUUGGUAGAGAUGGAAGACGAGGAGGUGAGAGAUUUAGAGAGCUUAGCCUUGCUGAAAGGUGUUGGGGGAAAGACCGUGGAAAAUAUGAGGGCAAGUUUGAGUGUA
This is a messenger RNA of Lindgomyces ingoldianus, 2217 nucleotides long. Its product is annotated as kinesin family protein-like protein. The transcript is spliced from 3 exons. The record is from RefSeq and is a predicted model, not a curated record. NCBI's taxonomy places the organism in Eukaryota, Fungi, Ascomycota, Dothideomycetes, Pleosporales, Lindgomycetaceae. Gene Ontology annotation, biological process: microtubule-based movement. Gene Ontology annotation, cellular component: microtubule; kinesin complex. The annotation marks the transcript as partial. Gene Ontology annotation, molecular function: microtubule motor activity; ATP binding; microtubule binding.